Molecule: messenger RNA, 5804 nt
Organism: Tachyglossus aculeatus (Australian echidna)
Lineage: Eukaryota; Metazoa; Chordata; Mammalia; Monotremata; Tachyglossidae
Gene: BAZ1A
Product: bromodomain adjacent to zinc finger domain 1A
Exons: 28
Coding region: 109-4992 (1627 amino acids)
Biological process (GO): chromatin remodeling
Molecular function (GO): protein binding
Source: RefSeq, a predicted model, not a curated record
UGGAGGGAGCUCCUGGGGAUUGGGACAAGGAGGCAGAAGGGCAUGCGGACAAAACCCAGAAGAUGAAAUCUUCACCUAACAUCGCCAUUCGGAUUUAAAGUCACGUGAAUGAACCCUGAAACGUACAGGAGUUUGCUUGUUAAAAAUAGCAAAGCAUUCGAAAACAUCAAAUGUCGCAGGAAACUACUGAGUAUCUUUGAGGCUACCAGGGGAUAUAAAGGCACAUCGAGUUUCACCAGCCUUGAAGAGUUGUGGGAAACACAAGGGAAAAGCCGGGCGUUGGAGGGGGCCGGCCCCGCCAUGCCCCUGCUGCACCGAAAGCCGUUCGUGAGGCAGCGGCCUCCGGCCGACCUGAGGCCCGACGAGGAAGUUUUCUACUACAAAGUCACCCGGGAGAUCUUCCGCCACUACGAUGACUUUUUUGAACGAACUAUACUGUGUAACAGCCUUGUGUGGAGCUGUGCUGUGACCGGUAAACCUGGACUCACCUAUCAGGAAGCCCUUGAGUCAGAAAAGAAAGCCAGACAAAAUCUUCAGAGUUUUCCAGAACCACUAAUAGUUCCAGUUUUGUACUUGACCACCCUUACCCAUCGUUCGCGUCUGCAUGAAAUUUGUGAUGAUCUCUUCGCUUAUGUCAAGGAUCGAUAUUUUGUUGGCGAAACUGUGGAAGUAGUUAGGAACAAUGGUGCAAGGUUUCAGUGUAAAAUAAUAGAAGUCAUCUCGCCAGCUCAGCACAAUGGGAUCGCUAAUGGCCACAUCAACAAUACCGAUGAUGAUACCAUUAUCAUCAGUGAUAGCGAUGACUCUGAAACUCACGACAGUGCUACACAAAAUGGGAAGAAAAACACCAUAAUUGAUUCUUCAUUGUUCAAAUACAAAGUGCAACCUGUAAAAAAAGAAGUAUAUGAACCUGUGGUUGUUAAAGCAUCUCAAAUAAGCCGGCGGAAACAUCUGUUUUCUCGUGAUAGGCUUAAACUUUUUUUGAAGCAACACUGUGAACCACACGAUGGAGUCAUUAGAAUUAAGGCUACAUCUGUUGCAAAAUACAAAAUAGCAGAACAGAAUUUUUCUUACUUCUUCCCUGAUGAUCCACCGUCAUUUGUCUUCAGUCCUGCAAGUAGACGGAGAGGAAGGCCUCCAAAAAGAAUAUCCAUUGGUCAUGAGGACAGGAUUACUAAUGCACAGAUUGUUCAAGGAAGUAGAAGUGCGGCUAUGAAAGAAAGGGAAAGAAUCCUAAAACAAAAAGAUGAAAUGAAGUCACUGACUUUUGAAAAGGCCAAAUUAAAAAGGGAAAAGGCAAGUGCCAUAGAAGCCAAAAAAAAGGAAAAGGAAGAUAAAGAGAAAAAAAGGGAAGAGUUAAAGAAAAUUGUAGAAGAAGAGAGACUGAAGAAGAAAGAAGAAAAGGAGAGACUCAAAAUACAAAAAGAAAAGGAAAGAGAGAAGUUACGGGAAGAAAAACGAAAAUAUUUGGAGUACUUAAAGCAAUGGAGUAAGCCUAGGGAAGACAUGGAAUGUGAUGACCUUAAGGAACUUCCAGUACCAACUCCAGUGAAAACUCGACUGCCUCCUGAAAUCUUUGGUGAUGCUCUGAUGGUGUUGGAAUUUCUUCAUGCUUUUGGGGAGCUCUUUGACCUUCAAGAUGAGUUUCCUGAAGGAAUCACUCUAGAGGUUUUAGAGGAAGCUCUCGUAGGAAAUGACAGUGAAGGCCCACUAUGUGAAUUGCUUUUUUUCUUCUUGACCGCCAUCUUUCAGGCUAUCGCUGAAGAGGAAGAGGAAGUAGCCAAAGAGCAAAUAACUGAUGCUGAUACCAAAGAUUUAACAGAGGCUUUGGAUGAAGAUGCAGACCCCACAAAAUCUGCACUGUCUGCAGUUGCAUCUUUGGCAGCUGCAUGGCCACAGUUACACCAGGGCUGCAGUUUGAAAAGCUUGGAUCUUGAUAGCUGCACUCUUUCUGAAAUCCUAAGACUUCACAUCUUAGCAUCAGGCGCUGAUGUUACGUCAGCAAAUGCGAAGUAUCGUUAUCAGAAACGAGGGGGAUUUGAUGCUACAGAUGAUGCCUGUAUGGAACUGCGUUUGAGCAAUCCUGGAAUACUGAAGAAACUUUCUAGUACUUCAGUGUAUGAUUUGUCGCCAGGUGAAAAGAUGAAAAUUCUUCAUGCACUCUGUGGGAAACUACUGACCCUUGUCUCCACUCGAGAUUUUAUCGAAGACUAUGUGGAUAUAUUACGGCAAGCAAAGCAGGAGUUUCGAGAACUAAAGGCUGAGCAGCAUCGCAAAGAGAGAGAAGAAGCAGCAGCUAGGAUACGCAAAAGAAAGGAAGAAAAACUCAAGGAGCAAGAGCUAAAGAUGAAAGAGAAACAGGAAAAAUUGAAGGAAGAGGAGCAAAGAAAUACUACUGCGGAAAUAUCCAUUGGGGAAGAGGAACGGGAGGAUCUAGAUACUAGCACUGAGAGCAAAGAAAUUGAACAGAAGGAACAGGAUCAGGACACUGUCACAGAAGACGAGGAGGAUCUGGGAUCCAGUAAAAGAGGAAGACGAGGGAGAAGAAGUCAGAGUGGAUUUAAAGAUUUCAUAAGGCAAGAAGACACCGGAUGUGCCAAGAGAAAGUCUCUUACGGCUGAUGAAGAAGAAACAUUAAAACGGGAGCAACAAAAAAAGGAAAAGGAUCUUCUCGAAAAAAUCCAAAAUGCCACAGCCUGUACCAACAUUUUUCCUCUGGGCCGUGACCGCAUGUAUAGGCGCUAUUGGAUCUUCCCUUCUAUCCCUGGGUUGUUUAUAGAAGAGGAUUUUUCUGGCCUCACAGAAGAUAUGUUGUUGCCCAGGCCAUCAGCCUUUCAAAAUAACAUACAGCCUCGUGUGGCAAAUGAACCUCAGGUAUCUACUAAAACUGGAGAGUGUCUGAAGGCUGAAUCUACCUCCAUUAUUGACCAAGUUCCAUACAGUGUUGCCGUCCAGAUGCCAAGGCCAGUGCGUAAGCCAAACCGUUGGUGCUUUUACAGUUCCCAGGAACAGCUGGAUCAACUCAUUGAGGCUCUCAAUUCUCGUGGCCAUAGGGAAAGUGCCUUAAAAGAAAUUCUCUUGCAAGAAAAGGGCAGAAUAUGUGAGCAGCUAGCUGGUUUUUCAGAGGAACAGUUCCAUAUUCCAGAUAAAGCUCAGACCGAAAGCAAACCGACUUUGGGACGAGGGAGACUGUCCAGUACGUAUGAUACUUCUCAAAUGACUGCAGAAAAGCAGCUUGAAUUGAGGCUGAGAGACUUUCUUUUGGACAUUGAAGAUAGAAUCUACCAAGGAACACUUGGGGCAAUUAAGGUUACAGACCGACAAACCUGGAGAGCAGCCUUAGAAAGUGGAAGGUAUGAACUGUUGAAUGAGGAAAAUAAGGAAAAUGGGAUUAUUAAAACUGUGAAUGAAGAUGUAGAAGAGAUGGAAAUUGAUGACCAAGCCAAAUUCAUUGUAAAAGAUAGACUUCUGGGGAUAAAAACAGAAACGCCAAGCGCUGUCUCAACCAAUACAAGCACACCGCAGCCAGUCAGUAACAUGGUCCAUUACCUGGCCAGCGCACUACUGCAGAUCGAACAAGGCAUUGAACGUCGGUUCCUCAAAGCGCCUCUUGAUGCAAGUGACAGUGGCCGUUCUUAUAAGACCGUCUUGGAUCGUUGGCGAGACUCUCUCCUGGCCUCUGCCAGCCUUUCCCAAGUCUUCCUCCAUCUCUCCACCUUGGAUCGAAGCGUCAUUUGGUCUAAGUCUAUCCUGAAUGCUCGCUGUAAGAUUUGCCGAAAGAAGGGUGAUGCCGAAAGCAUGGUGCUCUGUGACGGCUGCGACCGAGGUCACCAUACCUACUGCGUGAGGCCGAAGCUCAAGGCCGUUCCCGAAGGAGACUGGUUCUGCCCAGAGUGCCGACCGAAGCAACGCUCGAGACGCCUCUCCUCCAGACAGAGACCGUCCGUGGAAAGUGAUGAAGAGCAGGAAGAACAGAUGGGGGAGGAGGAAGAGGAUGAUUAUGCUGAAGUUGGGCAAAGCGAAGAAGAGGAUUAUGAGAUGGAGCAGGAGGAAGAGGAUGAGUCUCAAGAAGAGGAAGAAAUGAGUCCUCCAAAGCGUGGAAGACCACAAGUAAAGCUAUCAAUCAAAACCAGAAGCCGACUUAAUACUCCUUUCUCAAGUCGAAGCAGCCAGCGCCAGGACCCUGGGAGAUACGCUUCUCGGAGUCAGCAGAUUACCCCCAAACAAAGCGGGUCUGCCUCGAAAACUACCGGGAAAGGCCUGAGAAAGAUCAGAUCGGCCCCUACGACAGAAACUAAGCCUUCUUCCAGAUUUCCAAGCCGCUCGACUCGUCAAAGCCAUGGCUCCUUGCAAGCAGAUGCGUUUGUCGAACUUCUUAGUCCUCGUAGGAAGCGAAGGGGCAGGAAAACUGCAGAAAACACACCAGAAAACAGCCCCUCCAGCUUUCCUAGCUUCAGGGUCAUUGCCACUACCACAAGUGAGCAGACGAGACCAUUAAAUUCUACACCAAAAUUUUCUCUUCAGGAUAGCGAGCCCAAGAUAAGGGGCAGAAAACGACAAUCUACAGAUUCAUCUCCCAAGACAAUGAACCGAAGAAGUUCAGGUCGCCAGGGAGGAGUCCACGAACUGUCCGCUUUUGAGCAGCUUGUAGUAGAGCUGGUACGGCAUGACGACAGCUGGCCUUUCUUGAAACUGGUUUCCAAAAUUCAGGUUCCAGACUACUAUGAUAUCAUCAAAAGACCUAUUGCCUUAAAUAUUAUUCGUGAAAAAGUGAACAAAUGUGAAUACAAAUUAGCAUCUGAGUUCAUUGAGGAUGUUGAACUGAUGUUCUCAAACUGCUUUGAGUACAACCCCCGCAACACAAGUGAAGCGAAAGCGGGAACUAGACUUCAAGCAUUUUUCCACAUUCAAGCUCAAAAGCUUGGACUGCACGUGACCCCUGGAAACGUGGAUUAUGCUGCGCCUCCAUCUGCGAAAAAGUCGCGGAUAUAAUUCGGUCCUUCCAAAGGAUUCGUUUUGAAAGAACCUAAUGUUGUUCAGAGAAGUGGAACGUUAAAUCACGCGGAGAAGCAGUCGUGUCUGUAUAAAGCAAUAACAACAGUUUAACCACCUUGAAGUGUGGCCUGCACUAUAUUCUCAAUUUUAAUAUUAAGCACUCAGGAGAAUGUAGGAAAGAUUUCCUUUGCUACAGUUUUGUUCAGUGUCUAAAGUCUGAUGUAUUGGAUACAGUACUGGUUUACAGAGGUUUGUACAUUUUAAAAAUCAUUCAUGUGUCCAAAUAGCCCCCCAAAUAUUAUUUCUUCCGCACCUAUGCCUUGUUUCAUCUUCGUUGUUCUAGAAGCUGUGGUAUUGUGGGGGCUUUAUCAAGAUGGAUGAAAUCUUCUACUGUAGCACAGUUUGGGAAACUGUGUAAAAAUGUCUGAGAAUUGUUAAUGAGCACACCUUUUUCAACACUACACAUGAAUGAGUACAAUUGCAUAUCUUUAAAAGUGCUGUACCAGUGCCGGCUGGAGGUAUUCAGUCUGAGUUUAUUAAGUAGAUAUUUAUUUAGCAUUCAAAGGAAUUUGUGAAUUUGUUUUGUAUUUAUAAAAUUCGUGCCUGGGGAAAACAAAGCUCCUUAAAUUUUUGUUUUAAAUUUUACUGUGUUGUUGACUCCUCUGACUCCCUAAUGAUCACCCAGACCAGGUAACACCUUUCCUUCGCAGUUCUUCCAGCGGAUAAAUAACUUUUGCAGAACUGUAUAAUAAGUUUCUACGUACAACUUUUUUAAGUGUACAAAUAAAAUGAUACAUUUUUUCAAAGUA